Molecule: messenger RNA, 1269 nt
Organism: Grosmannia clavigera kw1407
Lineage: Eukaryota; Fungi; Ascomycota; Sordariomycetes; Ophiostomatales; Ophiostomataceae
Product: proteasome regulatory particle subunit
Exons: 2
Coding region: 1-1269 (422 amino acids)
Biological process (GO): proteasome-mediated ubiquitin-dependent protein catabolic process
Cellular component (GO): proteasome regulatory particle, base subcomplex
Molecular function (GO): ATP hydrolysis activity; proteasome-activating activity; ATP binding
Source: RefSeq, a predicted model, not a curated record
AUGGGCGACGUCCUCCUCGAAACGCCGGCCAGCAGCCAUGCGGCCCCGUUCAAGACGGCAGCCCUCUCGACCAUACCAGGGCUGGGCAACUUUGACGGCGUGGUGAGCGAGAAUGGCGACGAGUAUGCGACGCUCAAGAAGCUGCAGGGCCAGCUCGAGUACAUCCAGCUGCAGGAGGAGUACAUCAAGGACGAGCAGAGGAGCCUCAAGCGCGAGCUCGUCCGCGCACAGGAGGAGAUCAAGCGGAUCCAGAGUGUACCGCUGGUGAUUGGGCAGUUUAUGGAGGCGAUCGACCAGAACACGGGCAUCGUGCAGUCGUCGACGGGCUCCAACUACGUGGUGCGGAUCCUGUCGACGCUGGACCGGGAGCUGCUGAAGCCGUCGUCGUCGGUGGCGCUGCACCGGCACUCGAACGCGCUGGUGGACAUCUUGCCACCCGAGGCGGACUCGUCGAUCGCGAUGCUGGGCAGCGACGAGAAGCCGGACGUGACGUACGCCGACGUCGGCGGGCUCGAUAUGCAGAAGCAGGAGAUCCGCGAGGCCGUCGAGCUGCCGCUGACACAGUUCGACCUGUACAAGCAGAUCGGCAUCGACCCGCCGCGCGGCGUCCUGCUCUAUGGGCCUCCCGGCACCGGCAAGACGAUGCUGGUCAAGGCCGUGGCCAACUCGACCACGGCCAACUUCAUCCGCGUAGUCGGCUCUGAAUUCGUCCAGAAAUACCUCGGCGAGGGCCCCCGCAUGGUCCGUGACGUCUUCCGCAUGGCCCGCGAGAACGCCCCGGCCAUCAUCUUCAUCGACGAGAUCGAUGCCAUCGCCACCAAGCGCUUCGACGCCCAGACCGGUGCUGACCGCGAGGUCCAGCGCAUCCUGCUCGAACUGCUCAACCAGAUGGACGGCUUCGACCAGACCGCCAACGUCAAGGUCAUCAUGGCCACCAAUCGCGCCGACACCCUCGAUCCCGCCCUUUUGCGGCCCGGCCGCCUCGACCGCAAGAUCGAGUUCCCCAACCUUCGCGACCGCCGCGAACGCCGCCUCAUCUUCUCCACCAUCGCCUCCAAGAUGAGCCUCGCCCCCGAGGUCGACCUCGACAGCCUCAUCGUCCGCAACGACCCCCUGUCCGGUGCCGUCAUCGCCGCCAUCAUGCAGGAGGCCGGCCUACGCGCUGUUCGCAAGAACCGCUACAACAUCAUCCAGGUCGACCUGGAGGACGCCUACUCGAGCCAGGUCAAGACCACCAGCGACGAGAACAAGUUCGACUUUUACAAAUAG